AUGUUGCCCCGUGAAGACGAGGAACUGGAUGAAGAAACGCAGAAACGUGUCGAGAAAUAUCCAAGUAUAAUACGGAAAGAAGUCAAAGAGGACGUGAGGGUGAGUUUCAAGGAGAAAGAAUGAAUAAGAUUUGAUGUUUGAAAAAAUUUCGAAUUAUUUUAUUGUGAGCUUCUUUGUAUCUUUUCCUCGAUUGACAACAUAAUUUUUGGCAUCUUUUUUUUAAAACAAUAUGUGGUGUCAUUGAUACUACCUCUCUGUUUUGAAAAAUAAUUUGCUAGUUUGAUUGAUAACGUUUCGUUGAAGCCUAUUGGUCUUGAUAAUGUGAGAAAAAGCAGUAUUCUUGGACUGUUCUUUGCUCUUGCGUAGUUUCUUGAAAAAGAACUGAAAAAAGUCAAAAUUUUCAUUUUGAAUUUUUCCAAAGGAGUAGAAGACUUGCUAACUUGAAACAACACGGAAAACGGUUAUUCUACAACAAGUUUUUCUCGAAAAUCUCAUCGAAAAACUUGAUUUUAGGUGUAUGAUGUGGUUCUGCGGCAACUUGGCGCCGUCAAAAUUGUUUCCAACCAAGUUCACGCAACUUAUGGAGUUCGAUUGACCGUCGGGCCGACCCAUCCCAACAAAAAUGUCACCAUUUUCAGCAAGAUAUCGAAAGGUUGAUAAUUUUGACAACAAAACAUUAAUGGAUAUCAAUUUUGCCAUCACAUAGAUGAGUCUUGUCGACUCUACCAGAAAAAUUAAAAGGGAAAACUUUCAAGGUUCACAUGUGACAUUGUCGAGAAGCCCGAUAAAGUCCUACGGAGUUCCUUUGCUCGUCCAAGAGGUCAACCCUGUCGAUUUCAUGGUUUUCAAAAAGUUCUUACUUGUAAAUCAUCGAAUGGGGUGUUUUUUUAGUUGGUAUUGCAAGUCAAGAAGAUCUGCGACCAACUCCGCGAGUAUGACAAGACCAUGAUCUACUACCUUCACGCCGAUGCGCAUGAUAAUCUUUCUGAAUAUUACUUGUGAGUAUCACAGCUUGGAAGAAAGAAUGGAUGCUCAACAUUUCAAUAAUGACUAUAUUUUUGUAAACUUUAUCAUUUUAGGAGGGAUGAACCUAGCCGCAAUGAACUUUUAAAAGCAACGCAUAACAAGAAGAAAAAGAAGAAGAAGCUUUCCGCCAGGGGUUUCCAUAGUACAUUGACUUUGACUCGAAACAGUCUAAUUCAUCCGCGCCCUCUCCUUGUCACCUGCUGUUUAAUAUUUGUAUGACCUCGUCGGUGAGGGCAAAAAAAGAAGGCGGUCAGACUGUUUCUAGUCCUGUCACAUGUUUUAUGAAUAUCCUUUUCAUUUUGGUUAUCUAUAGAGAAGAAGAUACGAUACAUGGCCGAAUGUGAGGACGGCAUGGGAAAGUUGAUCGAGCGGUUCAACCACCUUACCUUGACAAGUUUUGGAAUGACCCGAUAGUUAGAUCGAAAAAACUCUUGUUCAGAGGACCCAAAAGUUGCAGAGCUACCUAAGUCCGGCCUGAAUCAAGAACAAAAAAACGCCGUUCGUAUGGCUUUGAACCCAGAUCGGAGGAUCGUCUGCAUCCAGGUUCUGGGGAAAAAAUGAAAAAAACAUUCUUUUUGAUUUUUUACAAAACUCCAUCAAAAAAGGGGAUCAUUUCACUAUGAAAUGGUGAUUUUUUGAAAGAAAAAUGUCAGAAAAAUCCUCCCUUCAGUAUAAUAACACAUAAAAUAUAUUAUUUUCAACGGGUCUUAAAAAGUCGAAACAGCACAGGGGCGAUUUUUUUUCGUCUGAAUUCAAGAUAUUGAGAUGUUAUGGAAUAAUCUAUGUUUUCAAAAUUUAAAAACUUCAAAAAUUUGAGAAAAAAAUUAUGAUCCUUAUUGUGAUUUUUUGAUUUCUAGGGACCACCAGGAACGGGAAAAACGCGAACAUUGGCGGAACUGAUUUCCGUUGCCUACAGGGACGGCAAGAAGGUUAGAGAAUAAAAAAAACCCCCUCAAAAGUUGUUGAAAAAUCAAGGUGUUGGUCUGCGCUCCAUCGCACGUCGCUGUGAAGAACGUUCGAAGCGCUACAAUAAACCGAUUUGAAGAACUCGGAUUCAAAUAUAACAAAGCAUUUCUUCGUUAGUUCUCCAUCCGCUCCAAACGAAGUUUUUUUCUUUUCAAUUCAGAAAUCGGCGACUACAACGAUUUGGAAGAAAUGGUCGAGAAGCAUCCCUCUUACGAGAAAAUAUUGGAAAUGGUGCAGUUAAAUUGACUUUCCGAUUAAUUUGUGUUGAAACUUCAGCGCGAUCGUCAAAAGGAAGCUUCGAAGAGGUCGCAAAUUUUCAAAAUAGAGCGUGAUAUCCGCAAACUUCAUAACAGGAUACAGAUGGUGAUGAUCAUAAUAAAAAAAUAUUUCGAAAACGUCAACAAUUUAUCCAACUUUUAUGAAAUUCCCGUUAGUGGACAUGAAAAAUUCAAUCGUGAGUCUUGAACUUCAACAAAACUUACUCUGAUCAUGAGUAUCGUUUUCUGCUGAAAAAAAUUUCUUGAAACCUCCAUUAGCUAUAUAGUCUGUGUACCACGACUUGAAAUUUCACCGAACGACGUUCCGCUGUUCCGCCGCGUGCGUUCGCGAAGCGUCUUUCGAAUCUAGGACACGCUUUCAAUUGAUUGUUAUUGCUGUGGGAGCACAUAAAAGAAGAGUACUUUGAUAGAAGAAAAAAAAAUUAAAAGCGCGAACAAGGAUCGCAAAGGCGCGCAGCGGCACAGCGGAAUGUCGUUUGGCGAAAUUCCAAGUCGUAGUACACAUGCUAUACCCAGAUUUGAAUUGUUUAUCAUUGAAAUGUUUCAGCAAUUGGCGCCUGAACUUCGAGUCUUUUUCUCCACUCUUGGAGCCGGAUUCAUCAUGAGGUUGAAGGACAUUUGGAGCCCAGAUAUUAUAAUAUUAGGUGAGAUCAAGGUGAAAAUCAAUAACCGAAAGUUUGGCCAACAGAUGAAGCUUCGCAGACGACUGAAGCCUCGGUUUGGCCUGUCUUGCACUGCGGGAAACGUUGUGUACUGGCUGGCGACCAUAAACAACUCCCAGCUGUUGUACGCACCAAACAGUGCGGAAAUUGUAUUUUAAAAAGGGAAAAAUAACUUGGAAUCGAAAAUUUAUUCCCCUCCAUUGCAAAGCUUUUAUUUUUAGAGCUAUCCUGGAAAAGUUCAACGUUUCCCUGAUGGAAAGACUCAUGGAGGAGAACGAAGGCAAUAAUUUCAUACUGCUAAAAACGCAAUAUCGCAUGAACUCGUCGAUCAUGGCCUGGUCGUCCAAGAUCUUCUAUAAUGAACAGCUCGUCGCCCACGAAUCCGUCGAGAAUCGAUCUUUGAGGUCAAUCGGUUAAAAAAGUCAAAAAUAUACUUUUUUUUCUCUUCAGAGAUGUUCUUGACAAAAAAUAUCACAGCGACCGAACUUUUGGCCAAGUUGUCAUGUUCAAUACCGACCUGGAUAAGGAAGUGAGCUUCGAAGAAACUAGAGAGACUUCUUGUAGCAAUCCAAGUGAGUUUGGAAAAUUACUGUUGGGUAAAGGAAACUAAAUCGCCGUUUUUUUCGUACCUAAAUUUAUUUUUUUCCUAUGGCAAUGUUGAAAAAGUCUUUGUUUUUUUAUAUAUAAAUAGAAAAUAAACAAAUAGGCGAAGCGUAUCUGGUCGCACUUCACGCCUGGAGAUUGAUUCAGUGCGGAUUGAAUAGUGCCAUAAUCGCUAUAAUUACUCCAUACCGAGGACAGGUUCGACGGAUCUUGGAAAUAGUAGAAGAAAGGAUCAUUUUUCAGAAGUUCACAAUUGCUGGAAUUUUGGCCACCUUCAAGUUAAAUGUCGGCGUUUUUACGAUUGACGAAUUCCAAGGGCAAGAACGUGAUGUGAUCGUCUUCUCGUUCGUAAGGAAUAAUCGUGCGUUCAUUGCAUUUGAAAAUACAUUUAAAAAGCUGUGAGAGCGAGAUUGAUUAGUGAUUUCAUUUUUUAAGCUUCGAAUUUAAGUUCAGGGAAAAUUUGAAGCUUUAAUAAUUGAUAGAAAUAGAUGAAAUUCCCAUUCAGCCCGUGGUUUGGCACACUGUAGGUUUAAAUUGUGCAUACACCGAUCGCGUUUUUUUGGCGAUAUCUACAUUAAUAACGAUUUUUUUUUACGAAAAAAUAGUAUGAAAUCGAAGAAAAACACAAUCAAGAUAUUCAGUGAUACAAAUUCAGUUCUAACGAUCAAGUUUUUGCAAGCGCCAGUAAGUCUUAAAAACUGGCCUAAUUCGAGAAAUCCGUUUUUUACAAGUAAACAAAAAAGAAUACUAUUUUCUGUUAUUUUUGAUCUUUUUAUGUCGAAAAUAGUCGUGUUUGUUUUAUGAAAUAGAAAAAAGGUCAGAAAUGGUCUAGUAAGGCCAGCGGUGACGGCGCAGUGCACCCCGGAUGGGUCCCUGUAGGUCUAAACGGAUGUUAAUUGGAUUCCAGUCAAGACCAUCGGCUUUUUGAACGAUACGCGCCGUGGAAAUGUGGCAAUGACCCGGGCGAAACUGCAGCUUUGCCUUGUUGCCAGCGGAAGAAUGUUGGAAAUGCACGAACAUUAUCAAGAACUUUUCAAGUGAGCAGAAAUAAUGCAAUGAGGAAUAUGAAAUUUUCCAGAGGAUUGAAACAGGGCGGGGGAGUUUUGAAUCCCAACAUCUAUUUCAAAUUGCUCCCCGACAGAGGAGUACUAUCGAAAAAUGUAAGUUUCCCAAUUCUCAAACAAAUAAUAGACUAGACCUUCAGGUUGUCAGCAAAAAGAACCAUUGA
Molecule: messenger RNA, 4763 nt
Organism: Caenorhabditis auriculariae
Lineage: Eukaryota; Metazoa; Nematoda; Chromadorea; Rhabditida; Rhabditidae
Source: the annotation of a GenBank genome assembly